GGGCCGCCGCCGGGGCCCGCGAUGUGACCAUGGACAGCAGGUUCAAGGAAAAUCCAGAACGUACCUUUGAUUUGGUACUGAAAGUAAAAUGCCAAGCUUCAGAAAACGAAGAUCCAGUGGUACUGUGGAAGUUCCCGGAGGACUUUGGAGACCAGGAAGUGCUGAACAGCGUUCCAAAGUUCUGCUUUCCUUUUGACGUUGAAAGGGUGUCCCAAAACCAAGUAGGACAGCAUUUCACCUUUGUGCUCACUGACAUUGAAAGUAAGCAAAGGUUUGGAUUCUGCCGUUUGACGUCAGGAGGCAAGGUCUGCCUCUGUAUCCUAAGUUACCUACCAUGGUUUGAAGUAUACUACAAGCUCCUAAAUACCCUGGCAGAUUAUUUGGCUAAAGAACAGGAAAAUGACUCAAAUGAUUUGUUGAAAUCAUUGUACAGCCAUCCUGUGCCAAAGGCAAAUGCUUUAGUCAGUUUAAGUGUGCACUCGUAUUUCAUUACUCCUGAUAUAACUGGAUUGCCAACUAUCCCUGAAAGUAGAAACCUCACUGAAUAUUUUGUUGCUGUGGAUGUGAACAACAUGCUGCAACUUUAUGCCAGUAUGUUGCAUGAGAGACGAAUCAUUAUUACCUCCAGCAAACUAAGCACUUUAACUGCUUGUGUUCAUGCGUCAGCUGCAUUGUUGUAUCCAAUGUAUUGGCAACAUAUUUACAUCCCAGUGCUUCCUCCACAUCUUCUGGACUACUGCUGUGCACCGAUGCCUUAUCUAAUUGGCGUCCACUUAAGCUUGAUAGAGAGAGUAAAAAAUAGAUCACUGGAGGAUGUGGUUUUGCUAAAUGUUGACACAAACACUCUAGAAACCCCUUUUAAUGACCUGAACAACCUACCUGGUGAAGUGGUCUCGGCCUUGAAAAAUAAACUGAAAAAGCAGUCGACAGCUACGGGCGACGGAGUGGCCAAGGCCUUCCUUCGGGCACAGGCAGCGCUCUUCGGAUCCUACAGAGAUGCACUGAGAUACAAACCAGGAGAGCCUAUAACUUUUUGUGAGAAUAGUUUUGUGAGGCAUCGUUCCAGUACAACGAAGCAGUUCCUGGAAACAGCUGUUAAUCUUCAACUGUUUAAACAGUUUAUUGAUGGUCGGCUAUCAAAAUUAAAUGCAGGAAGAGGAUUCUCUGAUGUUUUUGAAGAAGAAAUCACAGCAGGAGGCUUUUGUGGAGGAAAUUCAAGAUCUUAUCAGCAGUGGAUGCAUACAGUGAAGAAAGGCGGUGCACUGAUCAACACAGCAAUGACCAAAGCCACUCCGGCUGUGAAAACAGCAUAUAAAUUUGCAAAAAACCAGGCGAGGCAAGGAAUAAAAGAAGUGAAGAGUAAGUUAAAACACAAGGAGAGUGAGGAAGAGUGUGGAACGUGCAGUGCUGGUGCAGUACAGACUGUUCCUGUCUACACAUCGCAUCCUGACAAAAGAACAAGCUCAGAAAAACGAAGGCUGGCACAGACUCGUUUCAACCAGCGCCUCAGUAACCAGGAUGAUACCUUGGAUGAAGAUGAAGAUGAUGAAGUUGAGAGAACAAGCAAGUUAUCAUCAGAGGACAGUGAAGAAGCUUCUGCUUACUUUUAUGAUAGUGAUGGUUCUGGUGAAACUGGAAUAACUCAUCAUCAAGGAGAAAUGGACUUGCUUGGAGAGAUUCUGGACACGCUGAGCACACACAGUUCAGAUCAAGGAAAACUCUCAGGAGCAAAGAGCCUGGAUUUCUUCAGAUCAAUGGAUGACAUUGAUUACAAGACUGAGAACAAGUCAAAUGCACCUAGUGAGAGCAACCUUACCCUGCUCUGCAGCAGUGCUAAUGACCAGGCAGAGUGGAACCUUGGCCAGGAUGACAGUGUCCUCCAUGGGAAGCAGCUACCCCCAUCACCAAGGAAGCAAGUUUCUUCUGGUGGCCAGAGAGAAUCUCUCUCAAGGAUGGAAGAAGCAAAGAGUGGCAAAACCUUUACUACUGACAAGAUGGAGACCACUAGUUUGACAUCCCUGUCUCCAGUACGACCAAGUGCCCAGUUUACUUCCCUAGAAAGUUUCAAAGCAGGCUUCUCUUCCUGUCAGGAUGCAAAGCCUAAUGAAACACUAAGCAAUACCUCAGAAGAUCAGCUCCCAGCAGGUCUUGCUCAACAGCCAUCUAUUCUGGUCCCUUGGGAGAAAGGUGGGAAGGAAGGAGAUGAAACUCCAGAAGAAGGUGGACUUCUUCAAGAAGUGGUGUCAUUAUGUAAACUGAAUUCUGCUUUUCACUAUGGUUUAAAUAUUUCAAAGGAUAGCUUAUCCAGCAGUAGGAGUGGAAAUAAAACGUAAGAAAAGUAUGAAAAGAGAAACUUGACUCCCAUCAGAUGUUAAAGGGAGACUACUCAGGACUCCAUGUAACUCCAUAUAAGAUGAUAACCAAAAAAAUGAAAAGGAAUAAGAGAUCUUCAGUUAUAAAAAUAAUUCUCUUCAGUUGAGUAUGCAUUUUCUGCCAUUGGACGUCCGCUUCUACGUUUACUCAGUUCAUUUGUUGGCUGUAGUUAGGUCCACGAAAUUGAACUAAAUGUAUGAAUGCACUCUCAAAUCAGGUACUAGUUAGUCUCUAUGUUUAAAAUACAGCAAGUGUAUGGUGCUUCCUAGCAUUUGCUUCCUCUAAGCAGCCAAGGGUGUCACCUAAAGGUAGCCAGGUUUUGAAGGUACUAUGUUAAUCCCAUUAGCAUGAAAUGAACCAAGCAAUCUGAUUUGUCUGAAAUGUACAAAUGUUAAUAUUUGUAAUGAAUAAUAAUUGCCUUAAUCUUUUGAGAAGGGGUUUAACUGUCUUAGAAGAUGAAUGCAAAUCUACAAAACAGCAAUAAUGAUUUUCCAUGGCAGGAAUUUGCUUCAGCAAAGGUGGGGGGAGGAAAGGAGACUUUUUAUAGAUUAAGGAAUUUCUUGUGACUAUAACUUGGAACUUACUCCAGACUAAAACUGUGGCUCUGUCUUCCAGACUUCAAAAAGGUAGCACGUGGUUUUCUCUCUUCUAUAAAGUACAUGAAGUGCUGAAUUAUAAUGUGACAUUUAUUAUUCUGUUUACAACUAAGACACUUUAAAAACACAUUAUCAGUUUCCCUAGGUAGACUAACUCACCUAAAAAUUCUCAGAAAGGAAAGUGUAAGUGGAAUUGAUAGAUUUAUAUUAUUUUUUUAUUUUCUGCAGUUUAAUAGUUGGAAAACUAAU
Messenger RNA from Agelaius phoeniceus (red-winged blackbird), 3218 nucleotides. It is a transcript of the gene DENND1B, whose product is annotated as DENN domain containing 1B. NCBI's taxonomy places the organism in Eukaryota, Metazoa, Chordata, Aves, Passeriformes, Icteridae. Gene Ontology annotation, molecular function: phosphatidylinositol phosphate binding; guanyl-nucleotide exchange factor activity. Gene Ontology annotation, biological process: endocytic recycling; endocytosis. The record is from RefSeq and is a predicted model, not a curated record. Gene Ontology annotation, cellular component: intracellular membrane-bounded organelle; nuclear speck; cytosol.